AUGGUGGGACUAGCUCAACCAAUGCCUAAGAAGGUGUCAAGGAGCCAGCUCGACCGACAGCUCGAUCGAGCUAGAAACCAGGGCAACUCGAUCGAGUUCCUCAACUCGACCGAGAGGAUGGAAGAAUCUGAUGCAGAGGGUAUGUGUACUCUGAGGAAGUCUGAGAGUGAGAGAUUGAGGGAGAGGAGGACCAAGAAGAGGAAUGACCCCAUUAGUAGUGAGAGUGAGCAAGGGGAGUUUGAGAUUGGAGUGAACCUUGUUCAAGAGGAGGGAAAUGGUCUCCAAGUGAAGAAGGAGUGA
Microthlaspi erraticum is the source of this 300-nucleotide messenger RNA. NCBI's taxonomy places the organism in Eukaryota, Viridiplantae, Streptophyta, Magnoliopsida, Brassicales, Brassicaceae. The record is from the annotation of a GenBank genome assembly.